AAGAAAACACAACAGAAUUACACUGAAAAUGGUGAUUCAUCAUCUGGUAAACAGUAAACAGUGUCUUCAGAUGUCUGUUUUAUUGGGAUCACGCUAUCUUUAGAAAGUGAAAGUAAAGAGGAGGAGAAGCAAGAGGACGCUUGAUGGAUUCUGUUUUUUUUUUUACUAUUAUUGUGUUGUAAUUAAUGUAAACCACCAGAUUACUGUGAUUUAACAGACGAGUCUUUGUCUCCGGAAUGUUGUCGAUUAUUAUCAUCGCUUUACUGGUCCAUCUCCUCAUAGAGGCUUCUGUGUCGUUCACUGUUGUGGUUCCUCGUGAUCAGAUAGUGGCUCAUGUCGGGUCCACAGUCACUCUGCCCUGCUGGAUCACUCCUCCUGAGAACGCUGAAGCUCUGGAGAUCCGCUGGUACCGUCAUGACCAGUUCAGCAACCCUGUUCUCUUCUAUCAGCAUGGGAAGAUCCAGGACCUCCAGGAAGAAUCGUACAGGAACCGAACCUCACUGACUCUGCGCUCAGAUCAGUCUGGAGGACUGAAGGAUGGAGACGUCUCUCUACAGCUGGAGAAACUCACGGUUCAGGAUGAAGGUUCAUUUCACUGCUAUGUGAGUGGAGAUACAGCAUAUGACAGCAGUAAAGUGGUUCUCAAAAUCACUGAGUUGAGUUCUUCCUCAGAUCCACUAGUUUCAUCAGAUCCAUGGAAGACUGCUUUCUUCACUCUUCUCAUUUUUGCUCUUCUGGGUUUGGUUGGUCUGAUCCUGUACAAAUACAGACACAAACUAACAGGUAAAAUCUGGAAGAAAGAUUUCAAAACAUUUAGUCUUCAGUGUUUAUAUCCAGUGUCAUCUAUGAUAUUAUUGAUCUGUUUUUCAGGGAAGAAACCAGCAAAUCAAAAUUAUGAGCUUGGAGCUAUGAAGAACAGAAAAGUUGUGGAAGACAUAAAUAUAGAAGAACUGAGGAAACAUGCAGUUCAGAUCACUAUUGACCAUGAGUGUUCACAUCCAGAUGUGAUGAUCAUUAAGAACUAUAAAUCAGUGAGAGAAGCUCCAAGAUAUAAACCCACUGGAGAAGGAUUUCCAUAUGAAUUAUGUGCAUUUGGAGCUCAAAGAUUUACAUCUGGUCGUCACUAUUGGGAGGUUUCAUUGGCACGAGAAAAUACAGAUCCUAAAAACUACUGGUUAAUUGGUGUGGCGAAAGAUGGACAUUUUACUGAUAAAGACAGAUCUGCUUUAACUCCAUCAAACGGUUACUGGUUUCUGUGUUCAGACGGUCCUAAAGGCUUUUACAUCAACACUGAUCCUCCAGUUAAACUCUCACUGACGCCGAGACCUGAACAACUGGGAGUUCUGUUAGAUUAUGAUGACGGUCAGCUGUCAUUUUACAAUGUCAAAGAGAAGAAACAUCUCCUGACCAUGAGCACCAGAUUCACUGGAUCAGUCGCUCCUCUGUUUAAUCCAGGUGUAGGAGAUCAGAGUUCGCUUACAAUUCUAGAUUGUCCAAAACCUGUAGAAUCACCUGUAGAGUCCAAUCAACCUUUACUGGGUAACAGCUCAGACGCUUGACUGACCAAUCCAGUGUGUUCAAACAGAAUGAAGCACAGAUACUUACACUGAUGUCUUUCCCUCUGAUGCCAAAGAGUCCUGAUUGCAAACUCUUCUUUCCCACAUUCAUCUAGUGUCUGAGAACAGAGAUGAAGAGAGUUUUUACAGUCCUCACAUAUUUAAGAGUUCUUCAUCCUCUCUGUCACUAAAACAACCAGAAAAAUAUAAUCCUAAAAUCGUGUUUAUCAUUGGACUGAAUGGUGCUCUCUACGCCAUUGAUGAUAGACACAAUCAGACUGAUGUUACAGUUUUUCUCAGUCGCUUUGGUACAUUUCUCUUAAUAUUUGCAAACCAGUAAGUUCAUUUCUCAAAACAAUUCAUACAAACAGCACCAGACAAUGAAUUACCAUCAAAAGCCUGUAACUUGCUCAAAAUCUUUAGUUCAUCUCUCAAAAGUAAGUAUUUACAUCAAUGAACAUAUCAAUGCCAUCAGAAUGACAAGUCUUUGUGUCAGUGUUCACAAACAAGAUGUUUAGUCGAUAUAACAGUACUCUGACAGUAUUUUCAGAUAUAAACUAUAAUGAUUUUGAUGACAAUGACUGAAAAUACACAACACUUCUUUUUAUCUGAAUAUACAUUUCAACAGUACAAACUGACACAUUAAAGUAUGUGAGAUAUUGAUUGCAAGAGACUGGACAGGAUUCAGACUCCAGCUUUUACUGUUGGUCUGUGAACAAAUUACAGUACAAUGCCAUUGUGACAUAUAAAAAAAAGACAAGACUGUAUAUACAUACACUGUAUUUAUAUGUGUGUUUGUGUGAUAUAAUCUGUAUAAAGUGCAUUUACUAGGCUAUAUACUGCAAAAUGCACGUGUAAUAUGUUGCUGUAAGUAUAGAAGUAAAAAAAAUAAAACUGUCAAAAAAAAUAAUAAAGGUUUACUGUAAGUGUACCUCUUCCUGUUUUGCCUCCCUUCCCCUCCACCACACAUCAUUACUCCUCUUCUUCUUCUUCCAGCUGUUGACUGUUUGUUUCCUUAAUCUUUCAGAAAUUGUAACUCUGUGUUGUGUUCUGUCUAUAUGCUGAGAAGCACGGUAAUGCAAUGUUAUUUGCUAACGCCACAACAGGAAAAAGAAGAGAAGAAGAAGGGUGCAUACAUG
Messenger RNA from Megalobrama amblycephala (Wuchang bream), 2695 nucleotides. RefSeq names its product erythroid membrane-associated protein-like. The record is from RefSeq and is a predicted model, not a curated record. NCBI's taxonomy places the organism in Eukaryota, Metazoa, Chordata, Actinopteri, Cypriniformes, Xenocyprididae. Gene Ontology annotation, molecular function: protein binding. Bases 237 to 1559 code for a protein of 440 amino acids. The transcript is spliced from 7 exons.